GGAAUGCAGCCGCCGCUCCCACCCGAGGUGGUCCGAGAGCUGGUGCGCUCUUGCCUGCACAGAGAUCCCGUGGCGGCCGAUCUUCGCUGUAGCCUGUUUGUCGCUGCUGCCCAAAACUACAAAAAGGACUCUUUGCUUCGCCCCUUCCCUCCCCGAUAUGUUCACCGGGACAAUAAAGACUUUGACACGCUGUUGGUAGAUGUGAAUUCCUUCCCUGGCGUAAGGGAGUUAGUCCGACUGCGUCCAGGAGAGGGUGAGCGCCAUGUGGCACUUGCACACUGGAUCCUCUCGUCCAAGAGUUUUGCUGUCAAGACACUACAGAAAGAUGAGUAUGGCAGACUUUGCGCCUUGACACAAUGUGCCAUCGAUGCCGCCCCUGCACCUGACUUCCUGUUUGAGCUGGAGUACUGUGACCAAUUGAAUGUGCGAUUUGAGCGGAUGAGAGAGGAUCGAGAGGUCUUCUAUGCCUUCCACGGGAGUCGUCUGGAGAACUUUCAUUCCAUCAUUCACAACGGGCUGCACUGUCACCUCAACAAGAACUCUGUGUUUGGAGAGGGCACCUACCUCACCAGUGACCUAAGCAUGGCUGUACUCUACAGUCCCCACAGCAGCGGUUGGCAGGAAAGCAUCCUGGGGCCACUGCUCAGCUGCAUCGCCUUGUGCGAAGUCAUCGAUCACCCUGACGUCAAGUGUCAGGUCAAGAAAAAAGAUUCCGAAAUGGUUGACCGACAGCGCUUGAGGGCCAAGAACAGCGAGGCAGGGGACGUGCCCGAGAAGUACUUUGUGGUCACAAAUAAUCAGCUUCUACGUGUCAAGUAUCUGCUGGUUUACUCUCAGAGGAGACACAUGUCCAGACAUUCCCGCAACACCUCAUGGUUUCUCAGGCACCACUUUGCCAUAAUGAUGAGUCUCUACCUUCUGCUGCUUAUAUUCAUCAGCACGGUCAACUCCAACACCUUCAUGUCCUUUUGGAACAGACGCUUCAGAUGA
Molecule: messenger RNA, 990 nt
Organism: Nerophis lumbriciformis (worm pipefish)
Lineage: Eukaryota; Metazoa; Chordata; Actinopteri; Syngnathiformes; Syngnathidae
Source: RefSeq, a predicted model, not a curated record